This is a messenger RNA of Onychomys torridus (southern grasshopper mouse), 4758 nucleotides long. RefSeq names its product peroxidasin homolog. Gene Ontology annotation, molecular function: peroxidase activity; heme binding; protein binding. Gene Ontology annotation, biological process: response to oxidative stress. Bases 1 to 2727 code for a protein of 908 amino acids. The transcript is spliced from 10 exons. Lineage: Eukaryota; Metazoa; Chordata; Mammalia; Rodentia; Cricetidae. The record is from RefSeq and is a predicted model, not a curated record.
AUGGUAAAGAAGACCUGCGUCCCUGGCAGCCGCCUGGGCCACACUCAGUGCCUGCUCAGCACACAGUUCCGACGCCUGCCGGAUGCGAGACAGGGGGCGGAAAAACCUUGCGUUCAUGUUUUCCUAGUUCCUGAUGUAAGUCGAAAUGGGGACCCAUAUGUUGCUACCUCUAUCGUUGAAGCCAUUGCAACCGUUGACAGGGCCAUCAACUCUACACGGACACACUUAUUUGACAGCCGUCCUCAUUCUCCAAAUGACCUACUGGCCCUGUUCCGGUACCCACGGGACCCCUACACAGUGGGACAAGCCCGGGCAGGAGAGAUAUUCGAGCGGACCCUGCAGCUGAUCCAGGAGCAUGUUCAGCAUGGCUUGAUGGUGGACUUGAAUGGAACAAGUUACCACUACAAUGAUCUGGUGUCCCCGCAGUACCUGAGCCUUAUUGCCAACCUGUCAGGCUGCACGGCACACCGCCGUGUGAACAACUGCUCAGACAUGUGCUUCCACCAAAAGUAUAGGACGCAUGACGGCACAUGCAACAACCUGCAGCACCCAAUGUGGGGUGCCUCAUUGACUGCCUUUGAGCGCCUGCUGAAGGCUGUGUAUGAGAACGGAUUCAACACACCCCGUGGCAUCAAUCCCCAGCGUCAGUACAAUGGGCACGUACUUCCUAUGCCCCGCCUGGUGUCCACCACACUGAUUGGGACAGAGGUAAUCACCCCUGAUGAACAAUUUACACACAUGUUGAUGCAGUGGGGUCAGUUCCUUGACCAUGACCUGGACUCUACAGUUGUGGCCCUGAGCCAGGCUCGAUUCUCUGAUGGGCAGCAUUGCAGCAAUGUAUGCAGCAAUGACCCUCCCUGUUUCUCUGUCAUGAUUCCCCCCAAUGACCCCCGCGUGCGCAGUGGGGCCCGCUGCAUGUUCUUUGUGCGAUCCAGCCCUGUUUGUGGCAGUGGCAUGACAUCCCUGCUCAUGAACUCUGUGUACCCUCGAGAGCAGAUCAACCAGCUCACUUCCUACAUUGAUGGGUCCAAUGUGUACGGCAGCACAGACCAUGAAGCCCGCAGCAUCCGGGACCUGGCCAGCCAUCGUGGCCUGCUGCGUCAGGGCAUCGUGCAGAGGUCUGGCAAGCCUCUGCUUCCCUUUGCCACGGGGCCGCCCACCGAGUGCACUCGCGAUGAGAAUGAGAGCCCAAUACCAUGCUUUCUGGCUGGGGACCACCGUGCUAAUGAGCAGCUGGGCCUGACGAGCAUGCACACCCUGUGGUUCCGGGAGCACAACCGCAUUGCUGCAGAGCUGCUGAAGCUGAACCCACACUGGGAUGGGGACACUGUCUACCACGAGACUCGCAAGAUUGUGGGGGCAGAGAUACAGCACAUUACCUACCGGCACUGGCUACCCAAGAUCUUGGGGGAGGUGGGCAUGAAGAUGCUCGGCGAGUACCGCGGAUACGACCCCAGUGUCAAUGCUGGCAUCUUCAAUGCCUUUGCCACAGCGGCCUUCAGGUUUGGCCACACUCUGAUCAACCCUGUACUCUACCGGCUGGAUGAGAACUUUGAGCCCAUCCCCCAGGGCCACGUGCCCCUCCACAAGGCCUUCUUCUCCCCGUUCCGGAUUGUCAAUGAGGGGGGCAUUGACCCACUUCUCCGAGGGCUGUUUGGCGUGGCAGGCAAGAUGCGCAUUCCCUCCCAGUUGUUGAACACGGAGCUCACAGAGAGGCUGUUCUCCAUGGCUCACACGGUGGCCCUGGACCUGGCUGCCAUAAAUAUCCAGCGAGGCCGGGACCAUGGCAUUCCACCCUACCAUGACUACAGGGUCUACUGCAACCUGUCAGCCGCUUACACCUUUGAGGACCUGAAAAAUGAGAUCAAGAGCCCCGUGAUCCGGGAGAAGCUGCAGAGGCUGUAUGGUUCGACUCUCAACAUUGAUCUGUUCCCGGCCCUCAUGGUAGAAGACCUGGUCCCUGGCAGCCGCCUGGGGCCCACACUCAUGUGCCUGCUCAGCACACAGUUCCGACGCCUGCGGGAUGGAGACAGGUUGUGGUACGAGAACCCGGGCGUGUUCUCCCCCGCCCAGCUGACUCAGCUCAAGCAGACAUCCUUGGCUAGGAUCCUAUGUGACAACUCAGACAAUAUCACCCGUGUGCAGCAGGAUGUGUUCAGGGUGGCAGAAUUCCCACAUGGUUAUGGCAGCUGCGAGGACAUCCCCAGAGUGGACCUGCGAGUGUGGCAGGACUGUUGUGAAGACUGCAGGACCAGGGGGCAGUUCAAUGCCUUCUCCUACCAUUUCCGUGGCAGACGGUCUCUGGAAUUCAGCUAUGAGGAGGACAAGCCCACCAAGAGAGCCAGGCGGCAAAAGGCACUAAGUGUGAAGCAUGGCAAACAUCUUAGUAAUGCCACGUCAGCCACCCGUAAGCACUUGGAAGGACCAGAAACUAAUGAUUUAAAGACAUUUAUUCUGGAAAUGCAAAAUGUCAUCACAGACCUCAGGAAACAGAUAACCAGCCUGGAGUCUCGGCUCAGCACCACAGAGUGUGUGGAUGACAGUGGUGAAUCCCACAGCAACAACACAAAGUGGAAAAAAGACACAUGCACAGUUUGUGAGUGCAAAAAUGGUCAGGUCACCUGCUUUGUGGAAACUUGCCAGCCUGCAGCCUGCCCAGAGCCCAUGAAACUGGAAGGUGCUUGCUGUCCCGUCUGCUCCAGGAGCACCGCAGAGGAAAAGCCUUAAUGUUCCUGAGCUGGGCGCCUCGAAGCUGCUCCACAGAAUCCUUGUGAGCUAGGUGGCAACGUGGGGAGCUUCAGACCACAGGACAAGUUGGAAUUCCAGACAUUUCAGGGCCUCCAGUGCGUCAUCACCCAAGCAGCCCAGGCUGUGUUUGUAGAAGGAAAUCGAGUAGGCAGGAGUGGCUCUGGUCCUCACUUCAUGUUAGACUUCUCAGGUUCUUAUUUAAUUAUUUUUAAAUGAAAAAUUGGUGCUACUAUUAAAUCGCACAGUUAAGACGUGUGGGUUCCUACAUUACUUCUGCUCGAUGAUGCCACAUCUGUUUAAUUGAGGCAGAAAGCCUUGGACAGGCUUCAUUUGAGCAGAAGCAUUUGGCAAAUGGAACAGGAUCUUUUAAAACAACUUCCCGGGCCAACACUCCCCACAGGAACACCAGGGCUUCCUCCUACCAUUCCUUCGUGUCUGCUGUCUUCACCUUCACCUUCAGGGCGCUUCAAUAUCUGACCACAAUCCCAAUACAAUCCUGCAUCUUGGGACCAUGCCAGCCCUUCUACACAUGACUAUCAAAUUAUUAUGCCACAUUUAGAAAUGAUCUUGUUUCCACUUCAAAUGUGUGUAAAUACUGCCUUGCUGUAAACUGAAUGUGAAAUCCUUUGGUCUCACGCCACAUCCAGUGACCUGAAUAGCCCCUUGCAUUGGCAGGAUGGGUCUACAGCCACCACCUGCCUUGGUUUCUGACCAUAGUGUAGAGAGGUGAUUCGCUUUCCAGGCCCUUUCAAUAGGUGACAGGCAGGCAGAGCCUGAAUGUCUGAAAUCACAUUGUGUGAAUUCUUUAAAGAAAAUAAAAUCCCUAUACCUCAUUUUUUAUUGCAUGAUAUUUUAUAAAACUUGCCCAUUUUAGAUGAUAGAAAAAUUAUUUCUGCUAUGCAAAAGAUUUUUUUUUAAUUCAGUGAAAAGCAACUAUUAUACCUCAUAGUCUCUUGUUUUUAAUUGACCAAAAUGUUCCAUUCUAUUCUCACAAGGUUCUGAGGACUCUCCCCUGAACAAGCAGGUCUCACCCUAUAUACACUGAUGUGCCCUGCACUGUAUGCCAGCCACGUGCGUACAUCAAGAGGGUCAUCUGACCAAGGGCUAGGGAGGAAGACCUCAAGGACACAGACAAGUCAGUGCCGGUUUGAGAAGGGCAAAAUGGGUGCCAUUAUAGGGAGACCAUCGUUGGGUAGGGUGAUGUUCAGCUCCUUACAGCCUCUGGCUUGUGUUGAGCAGUAAGGCCAUUUUGGUACAGUUUAUGUGUGACCCUUAUGCUGAUAUGAUUACCUUCUCAGAGACAGACACAAAGCCACAUGUAUAAGGCUGCUGAGCAGAGACAGCAUCCCAGCAUGGGCGUGUUCACCGUAGAUUCACCAUAUUGUGUAUGUAAAAGUGGUCACCUUGCCUUACCCUCCUGUUGCUAAUGAUAUUCAGAAGCCAGUGGUCCAGCAGGAAUGGGAAUUUAUGAAAUAUUAAACUGAAUUUCAUGAUGAGAUCUCAGAAUAGACUUCUGUGAAGUAGGAGACAACUGUGCCAUCUGAAAUCCGAUGGCCAUGUAGUUAGUUGCUCAGGCAUAGAAAUGGCAAGAGAACCCUGUCCUGGGUAGCUGGUAUUUCACAUGUGCCCUGGGGGUAUGUCUUGUGCCAAGGCAUACAAGUGUACAUGGUGCUUAGACCAGCAUCAAGGGUUUUUGUUCUCUGAUCCUGUGAAGGAAGCUGGCUGUGAUUUACUUUAAUUUCUGUAAUUCAAACCAAGAUGUCUGCAGAUCUCCAUUUUGAUGUUAUAGCAUCACUGGCCAGGCAGUGGGCAGUGCCCAGACACCCUUUCUGAUUAGCCACUGCACUGGGCUUCUGUGAUACAAAGCAAUGUACAUAUUUAUUUACUUUUCUGACUGUUGCUAACAGCCAAAUGCCAUUUUAUGUUUCUUGUAUUCAGUACAUUACCAAAGAGGUGUUUGCACUGUGUAAUGACACCCUUUCAGUUCAAAUAAAAGGGCCACAUUGUCAA